Messenger RNA from Oncorhynchus masou masou (cherry salmon), 1378 nucleotides. Its product is annotated as stonustoxin subunit beta-like. The record is from RefSeq and is a predicted model, not a curated record. NCBI's taxonomy places the organism in Eukaryota, Metazoa, Chordata, Actinopteri, Salmoniformes, Salmonidae. The coding region runs from base 1 to 567 and encodes 188 amino acids. The transcript is spliced from 2 exons. Gene Ontology annotation, molecular function: protein binding.
AUGGGAAUAAAUGUCUGUGAUCUCACACUGGACCCAAACACAAUAAACAGACACCUCUCUCUGUCUGAGGAGAACAGAAAGGUGACAUGUAGGAGAGAGGAGCAGCCGUAUCCUGAUCACCCAGAGAGAUUUGAGGUCUGGGAACAGGUGCUGUGUAGAGAGGGUCUGACUGGGCGCUGUUACUGGGAGGUAGAGUGGAGUGGGAGUGGGGCUGUUAUAGGAGUGACAUAUAAAGGAAUCAACAGCAGAGGAGGGGUUAAGAACUGUUGUCUUGGAUACAAUGACAAGUCCUGGAGUCUGUUCUGCUCUGACAACAGUUACAUUGCCUGGCACAAUAAUAAUCCCACUACCAUAGACGUCCCCUCCUCCAGCUCCCACAGAGUAGGAGUGUAUCUGGACUGGCCAGCCGGCACUCUGUCCUUCUAUAGAGCCUCCUCUGACACACUGACCCACCUGUACACAUUCACCUCCAAAUUCACUGAGCCCCUCUAUCCAGGGUUUAGGAUUGAUUAUGACUCCUCAGUUUCUCUGUGUCAGGUAAAAACUUUAUUUUUUUUGAAUAAUUAAAUAAUGAAAUAAUAACACACACUGGACACACCUGACUCACACACACUCACUGGAUACACACACACACACGCUGGACACACACACACAGAACACACGCAUACACAGACACCCAUACACACUGGACACACACACACACUGGACACACACACACACUGGACACACACACACACACUGGACACACACACACACUGGACACACACACACACUGGACACACACACACAUACACACAGUCACGGAUACAGGUAUCCUGUGUGUGUAUCCUGUGUUCUUUUCUCUCCUUCUCUCCUCACAGGUGAAAAUCAUCACUCCCCAAUCAGUCACCAAUCAUCAAUCAGAAGACACACCUCCUCCUGUUUCCUACCCUAUCACAGUUCCUUUCCCUUGGUUUAAAAACCCCAUCAGUUGUUUGCUCUAGAGCUCAAUCUCUCUGUAAAUGCCAUGUCUUUAGGUCUCUCUGUUUCACGCUCUCUUUAUGUAUUGAGCUAUCUUUUGUUUGAGCACCUCCAUAGCACUUUGUCCUCACCUGUGAGUAUUGUUUUGGUUAUGGUGUUUGUUUGCUGGUGGGAAAAGGGGGAACCAAGACAAGUCGCCCAUGGGCAUACACUACCCGUAGGUAAACUUUGUUAAAUACACUAGUUAGAACUGGGUGGACCACCCACUGUAUUUUUGGUUAGUUAGCUGUUAAAGUAGGCUAGUCUAGCUUCGGGGUGUUUGAAUAAUUCUUUUUUCUUUCCUUGGGUCCAGCUCAGCCCCUUUUCCUGCUCCCCCCAUUACCGUGUGUUUUAUUAAUAAACCCUGAGUUUGACGGUA